Messenger RNA from Nematolebias whitei (Rio pearlfish), 5067 nucleotides. RefSeq names its product low density lipoprotein receptor-related protein 4 (gene lrp4). The transcript is spliced from 29 exons. NCBI's taxonomy places the organism in Eukaryota, Metazoa, Chordata, Actinopteri, Cyprinodontiformes, Rivulidae. The record is from RefSeq and is a predicted model, not a curated record. Gene Ontology annotation, molecular function: calcium ion binding. Bases 50 to 4639 code for a protein of 1529 amino acids.
UGAGGGCAACUGUAACCAGAACAAUGGCGGCUGCUCCCAGAAGUGUCAGAUGGUCCGAGGACUGGUCCAGUGCACCUGUCACACGGGAUACCGACUGACUGACGACAGCAAGACCUGCCAAGAUGUGGAUGAGUGUGCUGAGGAAGGAUACUGCAGUCAGGGCUGUACCAACAUUGAAGGGGGGUUCCAGUGCUGGUGUGUCCAGGGCUAUGAGCUCCGACCCGACAAGCGCAGCUGCAAAGCUCUAGGUCCAGAGCCAGUGCUACUUUUUGCCAACCGCAUUGACAUCCGUCAGGUUUUGCCACAUCGCUCUGAAUACACCCUGUUGCUCAACAACUUGGAAAAUGCAAUCGCUCUUGACUUCCAUCACAGCCGGGAGCUGGUCUUCUGGUCGGAUGUGACGCUAGACCGCAUCAUGAAGGCCAACCUAAACGGCUCUAAUGUGGAGGAGGUUGUCUCCACUGGUCUGGAGAGCCCAGGUGGACUGGCUAUAGACUGGAUCCAUGAUAAGCUUUACUGGACAGACUCUGGGACGUCCCGUAUUGAGGUGGCUAAUUUGGAUGGGACACACCGCAAGGUGUUGCUCUGGCAGAGUAUGGAGAAGCCCAGAGCCAUUGCACUGCACCCCAUAGAGGGUAAGAUCUACUGGACGGACUGGGGCAACACUCCUCGCAUCGAGUACGCCAACAUGGACGGCUCGAACCGGCGAGUCAUCGCAGACACACACCUGUUCUGGCCCAACGGGCUCACCAUUGAUUAUGCCAGCCAUCGCAUAUACUGGGUGGAUGCCAAGCAUCACGUCAUCGAAAGAGCUGACUUAGAUGGACGCAACCGCAAGGCUGUCAUCAGCCAAGGCCUCCCUCAUCCAUUUGCCAUCACAGUGUUUGAGGACAGCCUCUACUGGACGGACUGGCAUACCAAGAGCAUAAACAGCGCCAACAAAUUCACCGGCAAGAACCAGGAGGUGAUCCGGAAUAAACUGCACUUCCCCAUGGACAUCCACACCCUGCACCCCCAGAGACAGCCUGCAGGUGGCAGAAACCGCUGUGGCACCAACAAUGGAGGCUGCAGCCACCUGUGUCUUCCCAGCAACAAAACCUACACCUGCACCUGUCCCACUGGCUUCAAGAAGGUGGAUCACUACAGCUGUGCCAAGAGUCUUGACAAGUUCCUGCUUUUUGCCCGAAGGACGGACAUCCGACGAAUCAGCUUUGAUACCGAGGACAUGUCCGAUGAUGUCAUCCCUCUGGCUGAUGUGCGCAACGCUGUGGCGCUGGACUGGCACGACAAAGAUGGCUACAUUUACUGGACGGACGUCACAACCGACUCCAUUAACAGAGCACUGUGGAACGGCACCAAGCAGGAGGUGGUGGUGGAUACCAGUUUGGAGAGCCCAGCAGGACUGGCAAUUGACUGGGUGACCAAUAAACUUUAUUGGACCGAUGCAGGUACAGAUCGAAUCGAAGUUUCAAAUGCUGACGGGAGCAUGCGGACCGUUCUGAUUUGGGAGAACUUGGAUCGACCCAGGGACAUUGUAGUUGAUCCAACUGGAGGUUUUAUGUACUGGACUGACUGGGGUGCCAAUCCAAAGAUCGAGCGUGCAGGGAUGGAUGCCUCUAAUCGCAUUGUCAUCAUUUCAUCCAAUCUGACAUGGCCCAAUGGACUCGCCAUCGACUACGAGACCAAACGUCUGUACUGGGCUGAUGCAGGCAUGAAGACUAUAGAAUAUGGCAACUUUGAUGGUUCAGACAGACAGGUUUUGAUUGGCAGCCAGCUGCCUCACCCUUUUGGACUCACUGUACAUGAAGACAAGCUGUACUGGACAGACUGGUUGUCCAAGAGCAUCCAUAGUGCCGACAAGCUCACGGGUUUGGAACACCACACGCUGGCCGAAAACUUGGAGAAUCUCAUGGACAUUCAUAUGUUCCAUCAGCACCGCGAGACAGUGCACAACCCGUGUUCAGUCAGUAAUGGAGGCUGUAGUCACCUCUGUCUCCUGGCUCCUGCUCCCAUGGCUUCUAGCUGUUCCUGUCCCACUGGGAUCAACCUGCAGAGCGAUGGAAAGACCUGCACUCCUGGGAUGAGCAGCUUCCUUAUCUUCGCUCGGAGGACAGACAUCAGGAUGGUAUCUUUGGAUAUUCCUUACUUCGCCGAUGUGGUUCUAGCCGUCAAUAGCUCAAUGAAAAACACUAUUGCGAUCGGCGUCGACCCCAAAGAAGGAAAAGUCUACUGGUCUGACAGUACUCUAAAGAAAAUCAGCAGAGCCAAUAUCAACGGAUCAGCGCAGCAAGACCUCGUAUCUACAGGACUGAUGACAACCGAUGGGCUAGCGGUGGACGCUGUCGGCAGAAAGAUCUACUGGACUGACACAGGAACUAACCGCAUUGAAGUGGCCAACCUGGAUGGUUCGAUGAGGAAAGUUCUUAUCUGGCAAAACCUGGACAGCCCACGAGCGAUUGCCCUCUACCAUGAGAUGGGUUAUAUGUACUGGACAGACUGGGGCGAGCAUGCUAAGCUGGAGCGCUCGGCGAUGGAUGGAUCAGACCGUGUGGUCCUGAUUAGUAACAACCUGGGCUGGCCUAAUGGUUUGGCUAUUGACACGGCAGGAUCACAGCUGCUGUGGGCCGAUGCUCACACAGAGCGCAUCGAAGCUUCUGACCUAAAUGGACAGAAUCGUCACACUCUGAUCACUCCUGUCCAGCACCCGUACGGUUUAACCCUUUUGGGAUCCCAUAUCUACUGGACUGACUGGCAGAGCCGCAGUAUCCAGAGAGCGGACAAGAACUCCGGAGCCAACACCAUCACAGUGCGAGCCAACCUGCCAGGCCUGAUGGACAUUCAAGCUGUGGACAGGGAGAAGGCGACGGGUUUUAAUAAAUGCAGCAAAAGGAACGGAGGUUGCACUCACCUCUGCCUGCCUCGUCCCAACGGCACUUCCUGUGCGUGUCCCACUGGCAUCCUGCUCAAGGGCGACGGCAGGUCGUGUGACGACUCCCCCGAGACCUACUUGCUCUUUUCAAAUCGCGUCAGCGUACGCAGAAUCUCCCUGGACACGAGCGACCACACUGACGUGCACGUACCCGUGCCUGAGCUGCACAACGUCAUCUCGCUCGACUACGACAGCGUAGACGGAAAGCUUUACUACACGGAUGUCACCCUGGAUGUGAUCAGGCGGGCAAACCUGGAUGGCAGUGACAUGGAAACGGUAAUCAGCCAGGGUUUGAAGACCACAGAUGGUUUAGCUGUUGACUGGGUGUCCAGAAACAUGUACUGGACCGAUACUGGACGCAACACCAUCGAGGUGGCUCGCCUGGAUGGAACGAGCCGCAAAGUUCUGGUGAACAACAGUUUGGAUGAACCUCGAGCCAUCGCAGUGUUCCCAAGCAAAGGGUUUCUGUUCUGGACUGACUGGGGCCACAUUGCAAAGAUUGAACGUUCCCAACUGGAUGGAUCCGAUCGUAAAGUUCUAAUCAACAUGGACCUGGGGUGGCCCAAUGGCCUCACUUUAGACUACGACACACGAAGGAUCUUCUGGGUGGACGCCCACUUGGACAGGAUUGAAAGUUCAGAUCUGAAUGGAAAGCUGCGUCAGGUCCUCAUCAGUCCAGUGUCUCACCCCUUCGCCCUUACGCAGCAAGAUCGUUGGAUCUACUGGACGGACUGGCAGACAAAGUCCAUCCAACGAGUGGAUAAACACACCGGCCGGAAUAAGGAAACUGUGCUAUCCAAUGUGGAGGGGCUCAUGGACAUUAUAGUGGUCUCUCCCCACCGGCAGACAGGCACCAACCAUUGUGGGGCAAAUAAUGGACGUUGCACCCACCUCUGCUUUGCCAAGACCAACAGUUUUGUUUGCGCCUGCCCAGAUGAACCAGAUGGGCGACCCUGUUCCACAAUUUCAGGUUAUGUCCCAACCUCUCCUGCCAAAGGUGCCAGCAGCACCCCUGCUCCUAAAAGGUUCCCCAAACCUCCAACAGACACUCCACACAGAGGACCCCCACUGGUCAACUGCACUGACAAGAACCUAAAUGCUGAAGGCUGCUUGAGCACAGUGGUGACAGCCCCUCACGGAGAAAGCCUCCAUAUCAGCUAUGUGAUCGGUGGAGUUCUGACCAUCCUGGCCAUUCUCAUCCUCAUAGCUGCGUUCAUUAUUUACAGACACAAGAAGUCAAAGUUCGCUGAACCAGGAGUGAGCAACCUGACCUACAGUAACCCCUCGUAUCGGACCUCCACACAAGAGGUCAAGAUCGAAGCGUCACAGAAGCCUCCCAUAUACAACCAGCUUCGAUAUAAGAAAGAGGGGGGCGUGGACGGAGGUUACACAAAGGAGAAGAUUCGUAUAGUCGAGGGUGUGUGCCUCUUGUCCAACGAAGAGCUUUACUGGGACGACCUAAAACAGAUCAAGCCGUCCCGCGGCGGCCUGCACACCUGCAUACGCACCGACACCGUGUCCCUGCAGGCCAGCAGCGCUUCACUCGACGACGGCGAGACUGAGCAGCUCCUCCAGGAGGAGGCAUCCGAGUGCUCCUCUAUCACCACGCUGACCCCCUCGGCCAUCACCCCGCAGCGUCACGCCCAGCACAGCCUGCCUGACACUGGCUGGGCUUCCAUACGCAAACCUUCCACUGAGAGCGAAGUGUGAGAGAAGCCUGCUGCCCUCUGUGUGCUUCAUAAACCAUCAUUACAGGACACACACACACACACACGUAUGCAGACACUGUAUUCAGAGCCAGUGCAAAGAUUAACAGGUACAAACAGUAACAGCGGCAUGGGUAAGCUAACAGUACAUAUGAACCUGGUUAGAAACACAAAAACUACUCCCGUCUUUGAAACUGGGGCCUUGUCCUACUAGUAAACACACACACAUGCACAUAGAACAGCCCUCAGAGCUACCGCCUCCAGGCAAAGUGAUAAACGAAGGAGCCUGCUGGGAUAAGAAAGCAAAAAGACACCAGGGAGGAAGUGAAUAAAGAAACCCAAACAGUAUCCGGAGCCUUUCAAAGAACGGAGACGAACACUUCUCCGUGCGUCAACUCUGCUUUCUGUGCAUUAUUUUUGGGAGGAAGCUAA